AUGUCGUCCAUACGCACCACCGUCCACGAGUCCUUACCAUACAUCGACCCAGAGCCCACCCAAGCCGAGCGCGCAGCCGCCCAAGCCCUCAUCGACGCCGAGCUCUCCACCACCCCAUCCACAUCCCCAUCCCCAUCCACCCUCCCACCAGCAGUCGAAUCCCAAUUCAGCCCCCUAAUAACACAAGAACACGCCCGCAUCGCCUCCGGGCAAACCCCCUUAGCCGCCAUCGACCAGUCGCGGUACGAGACGCAAGAAGAAGACACCCCAACCUCAGCCACAGAUUUACAGAAAUCGCUCGCGCGUGCCUACACGGCCGACGCCUACCUGAGCGGGCGGCAGACGCACCUACAACUCCUAGAGCGGUUCGGCCGCAACGCGUGGCUGGUGGGCAACUGGCAGCUCGAGGCCGAGCUGGCGGCGCUGGAGCGCGAGCUCGAGGCCGCCCGGCGCGAGGUCGAUAUUGUUAAUAUUGCGCGCCGCCGCGUCCAGGACGAGGUCGGCGGCGAGCUGGCGGGGCUGGAGGGGGCGUGGCGGCGCAGCGUGGGCAGGGUGCUGGAGACGGAGGUCGCGACCGAGGGGAUGAGGCUGCAGGUGCUGGAGAGGCAGAGGGGUGCUGCUGCGUGA
Molecule: messenger RNA, 627 nt
Organism: Anthostomella pinea
Lineage: Eukaryota; Fungi; Ascomycota; Sordariomycetes; Xylariales; Xylariaceae
Source: the annotation of a GenBank genome assembly